Molecule: messenger RNA, 498 nt
Organism: Gymnogyps californianus (California condor)
Lineage: Eukaryota; Metazoa; Chordata; Aves; Accipitriformes; Cathartidae
Gene: S100A1
Product: S100 calcium binding protein A1
Exons: 3
Coding region: 64-348 (94 amino acids)
Cellular component (GO): sarcoplasmic reticulum
Molecular function (GO): calcium ion binding; S100 protein binding
Source: RefSeq, a predicted model, not a curated record
GGGGACAGGGGCACAGGGGCUCCGCUGCCGCCAGCCCCGACGCGGACACCACCGACCGGAGCCAUGGCGUCGCAGCUGGAAGGGGCCAUGGAGACGCUCAUCAACGUCUUCCACCACUACUCGGGCAAAGAGGGGGACAAGUACAAGCUGAGCAAGAAGGAGCUGAAGGAGCUGCUGCAGAGCGAGCUGGGCUGCUUCCUGGAGACCCAGAAGGACACGGGUGCCGUGGAGAAGAUCAUGCAGGACCUGGAUGAGAACGGCGACGGGGAGGUGGACUUCCAGGAGUACGUGGUCCUGGUGGCCGCCCUCACCGUCGCCUGCAACACCUUCUUCUGGGAGAACGCCUGACCCAGGCCUGUCCUCACCCCGCAGCAGCCAGCCAUGGCGUCCCCAAAAUGCAGAGCGCCCCGCCACCCCCCCAGCUCACCCUCCACUCCCCAGCACACCCCACUGGGAUCCAGCUCCAUAAUAAAGCCAGAGGCGUGUUGUCAGCUCCUU